AUGGACCACUUCAACCUGAAUAGCGGUGGCGCCGCUCAAAAUGGGCUCUAUGCCCAUCAAGGGACACCAAACUCUCGGCCCAACAUCACACGCCCUUUCACGCUGCAAGAAUCGUUACCCUAUUCACCACAAACGUCAACGAUCCCCUUCAUUUCAGAUAUCAUCCCCGACCCGAGCCUAGGUUCAGGCACUCCCGCCUUACCCAUUUCCGACCUCUUCCACACGCAGGAGUUCGACAGCCUGAACAAGGACGCCUACGGACAGGUGCAGAUGCCCCGGAAUGUCAAACAGGCAGUCGACCAUGUUUUACAGGACAUGAAGCCCAACCAACGGACUCACUUCAAGUUUUGCGCCGCCCCGAGAAGUUCAUCAAACCCCAUCGCUGGGAAAAGCCUAGCCGACGACCUGUCCCCGAUCGCAAGAGCCGUGUACGAGAAAGUUGGAGGCUACUUCAAGGCGACGAAAGCGAACGUUCCCAACGCGAAACUAUCCAACGGCCAAGCGGGAGGUCACCACAACCCCAAACGGGCUUCCUCCUCCUCCUCACUCAACUCGCCGAUUGCCCCGCAAGCACACCCACUCCCGCCGCAGAAUGCUCAGACGAAUCCGUUGAAUCCUACUAGAAUCGAGGUUGCUAUUCCGUCUAAGAGGCAUUUUGAUGGGUCGCAAUAUAUCGACGUGAGAAAUCUCAUGCAGCCCGAGGUUCCAUCUCCAGUCUUCGCUCAACCACCAGCUCAACAACAAGCCCCGGUGCAACAUCAACCACCGCGCUUUCCCCAGACUCCAGUUCCCCUGCCACCAUUCCCUGGCAGUUCGGACACUGCCCAGAACUUGUCCAUCAGGAUCGAGUUGCCGAUCACAAGCAUCAACCGGGACGAGUACGUCGAGGUUGAGGAAGCGCCUGAGGAACCACAACAUCUCUCGGCUCGUAGGCAAGACCGGCAAGGCUUUGCAGACAGCCAAGAACUACUGGGAGAGAGUCUCGAUCAACGUCAACGGGGCGAGGCGGCUCUCGAUGCCCUUGAUAAACUGGUGCGAACCGUUUUUGCGUCUGUGGGGAGCGUUCUUGCGAUGGAACCUGGCUACGAUCACAUCGUGACUAUGACUCAAGAUCAAGAGGUUGCAAUGACUGCAGCAACCCAGCAGAAGAUGCACACAGCGAUCCAGAAGACGAUUGGGUUGAAGUGCUAUGACAGGGUCCCUGUCGAACACUUGGUUCAGAUUACGAAACUGAGCGAAGCGAGUCUAAAACAAGGAGAAGGAUUGGAGAUGCGAGUUGACGAGUCUUGGUCUGAGGAUGCAGUGGAGUCCUGGAUUCAGAAGCUAUCAGAAGUUGACACGAUACUUAAAGCAGCACGGACUUGCCUUCGUAUUCUGUCGGGCGGCAGAGAAGACAAGCAGCUGUAUUCUGAAGCCGUCAUUCAAAGAAGUGUCGACAUCUUUAAGUUGGUCACUGAGGAUAUCGUCAUGCCAUUGGUGGAGCUUCGGCCAUCUGGAAAUACAGCAAACGUCUUCAAGACGCUUUCCAGGCACAAGAAGGCUAUCACCUCAACUUUUGUUUGCUGCCAGAAACUGUUCGCUCUAUUGGCUGAAUUGGUCACCAAAAUCGAGCUCUCGGACACCGUCAUCAACUCCCUCGAGUUCACAGCGUCACGGCUGAUCUUUGUCGAAAACGCCUACUUCGAGAAGGACUCUGCUGUUGGUGUCCAGAAGUUUGACGGAAUUCGUUCUGUGGCGAUGGAUAUGCUUUGCCAGAUUUUUUUGAUGAAACCACAACAACGGCAGGGCAUUAUCGAUGAGAUUCUCACAUCUCUCGAAAAACUCCCUGUUGGCAAGCAAAGUGCUCGACAGUUCAAGCUCUCAGAUGGAGGAAGCAUCCAACCCGUAUCCGCCCUAAUUAUGCGACUGGUCCAAGCAAGUUCUGGUAGAGUGGACAGCAGCAAAGAACGCAACCGCAACAGUAUGAUGCAAAGCAUUAGGGGGGAAGAAGAAGGGUACGAAGAAGACGACGAUUUCGCAUCAGGACCUAAGCAGCCUAUCUCCUCUAUCAAGAGCGAGCAACAGGGAGCUCAGCAGCACCCCGUGUCGAUCAAGGACCUCGACACUGCGGUUACUCCACUGACAGACAAUGCCCAGCGCAACGCAUCGUACGUCAUCAACUUCAUCGUCAAACGUGCCAUUGGGUCCACAAAAUCCGGCGACACCCCUUACCGGAACCUACUCGACCUCUUUGUAGAGGAUUUUACAACUUGCCUCGACUCUCCGGAUUGGCCCUCAGCCGAACUUCUUCUUCGCCUGUUGAUGGUCAUGAUGGUACAACUCUUUGAAGCCCCAAAGACAGCUGCACCGGCGAAGAAUAUGGCCUUGGAAUUGCUAGGUGGCAUGAGCGCCGCCAUUUCUCGCCUCCGAUCUCACGUUAAGAGAAUGGCCAGCUCCUCAGAGGGCAACGAUGCCGAUGAAUUUUCUAGAUACCUCGCAGACCUUGCGAAUCAUGCCCUCGAACAAAAGAGCCACGUGGAGCAGAUGGUUGCUUGGGCUGGACCAUAUCGAGCAACUCUUGAAUAUCUCCAACACCGAUGUACUGACGACCCGCACCUCUCGAGCGCAAUUUCGUUCGUGAUUGCAGACUGGGCAUCUCAGGUUCACAUGGGUUACGACUCUUUCCAGGAAGGAUACGAUGAGCGAGACCAAGAACUCGGCCGCCUUGGCUACCGUCUACGAAUGAUGAUUGAGGACCGACGGUGGCUUGUGAACGAGUACACGUUCAAGACAGUCUCCGGAAGCCAGGCCAAGUUAUCCUACUCGAUCAUUCUUCUGCGCUCCCCUCUUUGUGAGUCAUUUGGGAAGAUCCUCAACAUCUUGCUCAGUUCGAUGGCUAGCGACCAAGCUACCGUCCGAAGCAAGAGUCUGAAGAGCGUCAACCAAGUGCUCGAAACCGACCCCUCCAUCUUGGACGGAGAUUCGGCCGUUAUCCAGCUGAUUCUCGAAUGUGCCAGCGAUUCGUCAACUCAGGUCCGAGACUCUGCUCUUGGAUUGCUUGGCAACUGUAUCCACAUGCGCCCUGCUUUGGAAACAUCGUUGACUCCCAAGAUUAUUGAUCGGUUCCAGGACAGCGGUGUUGGCGUGAGAAAGCGAGCCAUGAAGCUUGCUCGUGACAUCUAUCUCCGCAACCGCAUCAAGCCGCUUCGUAGUGCGAUAGCGAAUGGGUUGCUUCGACGAGUACAGGAUCCGGAUGAGAGCGUCAGAGACCUGGCUCGGCAGAUGAUUGAAGAAGUUUGGUUCAGUCCCUUCUAUCGCGAUGAGGGUACGGCCGUGUAUCAGACCUCACUGACGGAGCAUGUCGCUCUCAUCAUCCAGACUGUCAAGUCUGGCACCGUCACCGAAAUUCUCGACAAGGUUUUCCAGACCAUUCUCAAGCCGCAGAGUAAAUCACUCGAGGGGCCGUUCUCCGUGUGCUCCAAGCUCGUUGCCAACAUGUUCGGCCUCAUCGACAAUUUGGAUUCGGAUGAUCCGGCCGUCCCUUCUGGGCGAGAUGCCUUGCAGGUGCUCACCAUUUUUGCCAAGGCUGAUCCAAAGCUGUUCAAUUUUGAGCAGAUCCGCCUUCUCAAGCCUCACCUUGCUACCUUCUCAGGCUCUGACGAGCUUACUGCUUUCCGAGCCGUCACAGUCAUCUACAAACGCGUACUUCCGCAACUUUCAACCGUACACUCCGAUUUCCUAAUGGAGGUACGCCUGCAACUGCUGAAGGCGAUUGGAAAAAUCGGUUCGCGAGGAGCUGUCGAUGACCUGAUUGCUUGCACACGGGUUGUUUGCGACCUUCUACAAUCUUUCGAGCCUCUGGCCAAUCUUGUGGCAUCUAGUCUAUUGGGCAUUCAGAAGCUGCGAGCUGGUCCCUUGGAUAACAAGAAGCUCCAAUUCCUUUCUGCGUACUCGAUCAUUGUGGGCAUGGUAGGCAAGCAUUGUGACCUGGACAAGCAGAUCCAGAUCUUCAAGAAAAAGUUUCCGAAGUGGCAGGGAGACUCGGUCCCGAGACUGGUGGUGGACAUGCUGGUCCCUUUUGCUCUACCCUCGCAGCCCCUGGACGCCCGCAAAGCAUCUCUCGAAGCUAUUGGUUUGGUAUGCCAGGCUUGGCCGCGCAACUAUGUUCUCGCGAAGGUGUACACAUCAUUCCAGCAAGUCUUCGAUGACCAGGUGCCCAUCUUGGAAACAAUGAUCUUGAGAUCGUUUAGGGAAUUCCUUAUCACGGAGGAGAAGCGUUCAGAGACAGCAGCGACGGAGGGUGCGGCCAAACAACAGAAGAAGGAGCUCACGGUCAUGGGAGGAACCAGCUUUGAUGACGUGGCAAGCGCCACGACCCAGAGAUUCCUCAAGGACUUCACCCGCAUCUCGGUCACAACGCAAGACGAGCAUGCAUUCCUCGCCAUGGAAGUGUUGGGCAGCAUCAACCGACAGGGUCUCACCCACCCAAAAGAAACGGGUGUUACCUUGAUAACGCUGGAAACGUCAGCGAACCGGAAGAUUGCGGAACUUGCCUUUGCCGAGCACCGGGCACUGCAUGAGAAGCAUGAGACAGUACUCGAGCGAGAGUAUGCCAAGGCAGUCCAGUCAGCCUAUGCUUACCAGCGGGAUGUGGUCGGGGAUUCGCAUGGUGCGACGAUGAACCCCUUCCAGUCCAAACUGCACUUCUUAAUGGAGGUUCUCAAAAUUAGCAAGAUGAAAAAUCGACAGCGCUUCUUGGAGAAACUUUGCGGUCAGGUGGACUUUGACCUUUCUAGGUUGGACGCGGCUCCGGAACUUCCAACGCAUGUGGACUUUUCGCGAUUUAUCAUCGAGAAUGUGGCAUUCUUUGAGUACCAAACGGUUGGAGAGUUGCAGACGACAGUCAAUUCGAUUGAGAAGAUGGUGACUGGUACAGGCGCCACAGUUGCGCAAGCUAUCGAGUCGGAGGUUUUUAAUGUCCGUAUGGACGUUGAUCAGCCUGCUGCACCUGCGCCUGCACCUCUAGCUUUGGACGGACAGCCUAUGGGGAUGCCGGUCCCAACGCCGGCCCCAACGAUGACGGUUUCAGUCGACACAAACCGACUUCGCCAGCUGACUGCAGGAUCGAUUAUCUUGUUGUCGAUGUGGGAGGCUCGCACGCAUUUGCGCCGACUCUACGGAAUGGGAACCAAUCGACACGACAGCAAGGCAAAGGCGUUGGCCAAAGAUCUCAAUAAAACGCCAACCAAGGUGCAAGGAGUGCACGGAGAGAGGUUUUGGGAUGAGGUGACGUCGCAUAUGAAUGGCCUCCAGACACAGGAGCAAAUGAUUCUAAAGUGCAAGGCCUUUGUGGAGCUUCUCAACGUGGACAAGGAAUUCAAAGUGGUGGACGAUGAAGAGGAGCAGAUGGCGGAUCCGACUACACCCAGCGGCGAGGAAGACGAGGACGGAGACGUCACAGCCGAACGAGGGCGCAAGCGGAAGGGAGUGAUGACGCCAGGGGGUCGCAAGAAACGGGCGCGGUCAGAUUCACAGCCGCGAAAACGGGGUCGACCGCGCAAACAGAGCGUGGAACAGGACCAUGACGCUGAUCUCGAUGGAGACUGGAUCUAA
This is a messenger RNA of Ilyonectria robusta, 5592 nucleotides long. RefSeq names its product sister chromatid cohesion C-terminus-domain-containing protein. NCBI's taxonomy places the organism in Eukaryota, Fungi, Ascomycota, Sordariomycetes, Hypocreales, Nectriaceae. Gene Ontology annotation, biological process: establishment of protein localization to chromatin; establishment of mitotic sister chromatid cohesion; regulation of gene expression. Gene Ontology annotation, molecular function: chromatin binding. The transcript is spliced from 3 exons. Bases 1 to 5592 code for a protein of 1863 amino acids. The record is from RefSeq and is a predicted model, not a curated record. Gene Ontology annotation, cellular component: Scc2-Scc4 cohesin loading complex.